Messenger RNA from Oryza brachyantha (malo sina), 3060 nucleotides. Its product is annotated as kinesin-like protein KIN-8B. The coding region runs from base 587 to 2794 and encodes 735 amino acids. The transcript has 15 exons. Gene Ontology annotation, biological process: microtubule-based movement. Gene Ontology annotation, molecular function: ATP binding; microtubule motor activity; microtubule binding. NCBI's taxonomy places the organism in Eukaryota, Viridiplantae, Streptophyta, Magnoliopsida, Poales, Poaceae. The record is from RefSeq and is a predicted model, not a curated record.
ACCUCCACCUCGUCCCUCUUCUUCUUCUUCUUCCUCCUCCUUCCCGUCCCGCCUCCCCCCACUCCUCCUCGCGCGCCUAAUCCUCCCUCUGAAUCUUCGUACCCCACUCCUCGUCGUGCAAUCCACCACCAGCUGUUUUUUUUCUUUUUUGUUUUGCCUCGGGCGUCGCAACUGUUGUUCCUCUGGGAGUGGCGGCAAUUUUGGGCUCGGUGAGCGUGGAUUGUGGAGGCGUCUCCGGCCUCCCUGGCGGUCCUUGGCCUGCGGCGGGAAGGACGGGGGGUGGAGUUUUGGAGGUUCAGGUGGCAUUCUGAUCCGGCAUUCGUGGUUUUCUUGAGGUGUUUCUUGGGGAGGCGGCGCCGGUUGGUGUCCAGGCAAGUCGUCACCAGUGCAGCUCGCGCCUUUCCGCGACGGCUUUGUUUUUUCGCCGGCGCUGUGCUGCUGGUGUCUGGUGGGGAUGCGCCUCGCCUUUUUGCCGCCUCCGUGUGGCGUGGCUCUUAAGCGUCGGCGCAAUUGCGUUGGUUUCUGGUAGAUAAAAAAUCGCAUCUUUUCUGUUGGGUGGAGGGAGCUCAGGCGAAGGUUCCUGACAAUGCCGAGCAUCCGAGCUCCGGCUUCCAAGCAGACGGCCACCCUACAGGUGGCUGUCAAGUGCAGGCCACUAACAGACAGCGAGCAGCGGCGUUCGCGGCAUAUCAUACAAGUCAUUGAUGAUAAGACUGUGGUUGUGUUGGAUCCUGAUUUGUCCAAGGAUUACCUGGAGCUCAUCCAAAACCGGACCAAGGAGAGGAGAUACAGCUUCGAUCAUGUCUAUGCGCCCGGUUGCUCCAAUGCGGACGUAUAUAAGAAUAUAUCUUCUACAAUUGGUGGUGUAGUUCAAGGCCUUAAUGCAACAGUCUUUGCUUAUGGUUCUACUGGAAGUGGGAAAACUUAUACUAUGGUUGGAACAUAUAGUGAUCCUGGUCUUAUGGUUCUUAGCUUUCGCACAAUCUUUGAUCUUGUAAAGAAGGAUGACAGUAAAGAUACUUUUGAGGUCUCAUGUUCAUAUCUUGAAGUGUACAAUGAGGUUAUAUACGAUUUGCUUGAAAAAUCCUCAGGUCACCUGGAGCUUCGUGAAGAUCCUGAGCAUGGUAUAAUGGUUGCUGGUUUAAGAAGCAUUAAGGUUCACUCAGCAGAUAAGAUUCUUGAACUCUUGAACAUAGGCAACAGUCGCCGCAAGACUGAGAGCACAGAAGCAAACUCAACCUCUUCACGUUCACAUGCUGUCCUGGAGAUAACUGUAAAGCGAAAGCAAAAAGGACAAUAUGGUAGUCAGGUUCUUCGUGGAAAGCUUGCCUUGGUUGACCUUGCAGGCAGUGAGAGGGCCUCUGAAACAAAUAACUGUGGGCAAAAGCUUAGAGAUGGAGCCAACAUUAACCGUUCACUUCUAGCACUAGCGAACUGCAUCAAUGCCCUUGGCAAGCAAAACAAGAAAGGGCUUGCAUAUGUUCCAUAUCGAAACAGCAAACUAACACGAAUCCUGAAGGAUGGGCUCUCUGGUAAUUCUCGAACUGUCAUGGUUGCUACCAUAUCACCAGCUGAUGAUCAGUAUCAUCACACCACCAAUACACUCAAGUAUGCUGAUCGUGCAAAGGAGAUAAAAACACAUGUCCAUAAAAAUAUUGGACAUCUCGACACCCAUGUUGAAGACUACAAAAGGAUGAUUGACAAUCUCCAGGUUGAGGUUUCUCAGUUGAAGAAGGAAUUAGCUGAGAAGGAGCAUCAGUUAAGUGUAAAACCUACCGAAAAAGCUGCAGACAGUGAGCUAUCUUGGCUAAAUAUCUUGAGCCAGGAAACUGGCGAGAAUGUUCAAGAACGCAUUAAUCUACAGAAAGCACUGUUUGAACUUGAAGAAACCAAUAAGCGUAAUCGGAUGGAGCUCCAGCAUCUUGAUGAUGCAAUUGCAAGACAUCAGGUGAAAGAUAAGGAUUCGACUGUUCUGCAAGCAUUAACAUCACGAAGACAGGUUAUUCUUGACAACAUCCGGGAUAAUGAUGAAGCUGGUUCUGGUUACAGAAAGGAUAUUGAACUGAAUGAGAGUCGCAGACGGCAGCUCCAAGAUAUGAUUGAGGAAGCUACCAGCAACAAUGGCAACAGAACCUACCUCCACAUUCUCAGUCAGUACAGGCUUCUUGGGAUGACUAAUGCAGAGCUUCAAAUUGAGAUGGCUAUGAGGGAUCAAGUAAUACAUAAUCAGAGGGAAUCUCUAAGGAGUAUGUGGAAUAUCCUUUAUGGAACAGGGCUAAACCAGAAACAGAUUCUUAAACUAGCCGCAAAGCAAGGCUUAACUAUAGAAGGCUGUCCAUUGCCGGUCUCAAGUCCCGAUGUUACUACUCCACCUUCCUUUUCACCCCACGGAAGGCUAUCACCAUUCAUGUCAUUUCCUAGCCCGCAAUCUCAGACUUAUUCUCCAUCUGCUUGCUUUGUCCAACAUGGUUUCAGCACCAUGUCUUUUCUCAGAAAUCAACAUGAGACACCUACAAUAUGUAGGCAGGAACACCUCAGUUCUUACUACAUGAUGUCUGAGUGCUCGCCUUUUGAUGGUGAUGGAAAACAAAAGGCAAGUGGAAGGUCAAUGCCAUACAUUUCUACCCCAGGAAAACCAAAACAAAUGUAUAACUUUUCCCCUGGGACUGAAAGUGAGCGAUCUCCUUGCAGUAAGGAAUCCCCCACCUUAUAUUCUGGCAAUGGAGAUUUCCAUCAGCAAAGGAAGGUAAACAGUAUUCCCCCAUACAAAAAAAUAGUGAUUAUAGAUCUGUAAUGCAUGUGAUCCCUAGCAUACAGUUUUUCAUGCAAGCGGAAACCUAAAAUGAAAAAGAAACUGUACCAUAUCAAAUAAGCAUAGCAGUCCAAAUUGUUUAACCGUGCACUUGUUCAAGCAAUUUAUUCAAGCAGCAUAGGCCAUCUGUAUGCCAUCUUCAAUUUUUUUAGCCUUUGCAUUCUCGGUAUAGAAAGGUCAUAAGAUUACAUCUUUUAGCAGUGUUGCUUUAAGAUAAAAAGGAAAAAAGAACAUAUUAAACAUGGGAA